This is a messenger RNA of Mesocestoides corti, 1560 nucleotides long. Lineage: Eukaryota; Metazoa; Platyhelminthes; Cestoda; Cyclophyllidea; Mesocestoididae. The record is from the annotation of a GenBank genome assembly.
AUGCAGUCGAAGAGUAGUGGGAGCACUGGCGACAACCUCUCAGCGUCCUCCCAGACUCCCGCACCUCAACCGGUGUCAUCAGCUCCCAGAAUCCCACAGCCAUCAGAUUUCAAGUUCGGUAAGGAAAUCGGUCAUGGCUCCUUCUCGACAGUCUACGUGGCCGAGGAGAUUGCAACGCACCGUGAGUUUGCCAUCAAAGUGGUCAGCAAGAAAAAGGUCACAAUCAACAAGUCGGUUAAGCUUGCCGUGUUCAUGGAAAAAGAAGUGCUCAAACGGACCAAUCACCCCCUUCUAGUUCGCCUCAUGUAUACCUUCCAGGACACCUCUCGCCUCUACUACGUCCUGCAGUAUGCUCAACGGGGUCAUCUCUUAAGUUACCUGCACAAACUCACGUCUUUCAACAAACAAGGCACUCAGUUCUAUGCCUCGGAGCUGUUGCUUGCCCUUCGGUACCUGCAUUCCCAGUCGAUUGUCCACAGGGACGUGAAGCCUGAAAACAUCCUCCUCACUUUCGAUAUGCACAUAAAACUCGCCGACUUCGGAUCGGCAGUGAUCCUCAACGAUUCGUCUGUCGAGGCACCCGGCUUUACCGGCACCCUUGAAUACGUGAGCCCCGAAAUGCUUCAGUUUUGUGCGCCACUCAUGAUCACUUCGUCCUCCUCAUCCUCCUCCUCGUCUUCCUCCUCCGGUUCCGAAGACGAUUGCCAAAAUCAGACUAAGAAGGAAAAAUCACGCGCCAAUCCCUCCAGCUCCGCAUCGUCGCCUAAUCUCUCGUAUUUGAUGGACUACUGGGCUUUAGGCUGUGUAGUCUAUCAAAUGCUCUCUGGUCGUCUGCCCUUCCGCCCGGACAAGUUCGGGCACCAGUUUGAUGUAUUCCAGAAGGUGAACUCCCUCAGUUACACCUUUCCGGAGGGCUUUGAUGAGGAGGCGAAAGACCUGGUCAAGCGCUUAUUGGUUACCGCACCGUCGGAGCGACUGGGCAGUCCCGCGACCGGGGGCCCUGAUGUUCUCCUGUCGCAUCCGUUCUUUGCUGGCGUGGACUGGGACGGUCUAAUCAACAGUGUGCCGCCCAGUCUCAUUCCAAAUCUGGAACCGCUCGAACACAACGACUGGGACAAGUUGCCCGUUGGUUACACUGCCAGCCAGCGGUAUUUCUUUUCGCAGGAACUCGCAUUAGCCACUAGUCAGAUAACAGAGCUGCAGCGCGAGGAGCUGCUGAAGAAGCAGUCAGCCGAAAAUGCCUUCCAUCGUUUCGUCAAGGGGCGUCUAAUUGUGAAACAGGGUGUCCUGUACAAACGCCGGGGUCUGUUUGCUCGAAAACGGGUUUUCCUGCUAACCGAGGGACCCCACCUGUUCUACGUAGACCCGGAGGCCAUGGUUACCAAGGGCGAGGUUCCUUGGAGCAAUUUCUUGCGUGUGGAAUGCAGGAACAGCAAGAUCUUUUCAAUUAUUGUCCCCAAUCGGAUUUACUACCUAGAGGACCCGUCAGGUCACUCCGAGGAUUGGUUAAAUAAACUGCGGCAGGUCAAGGCCAUGUACUACUCGGAUCCGAUCGAUUAA